CUUCAAAAAAUAAAAUUUUUCCAUCUCUUUUUUUCUUUCUUUUUUUUUCCUCCAUCUGUUCUUCUCAUCAUCUGAUAAUUAACCAGGAAAAUGUCGUUAGAAGGAAGAGAGAUUAUCAUUGGCUCCAAAUAUAAACUUGGUCGAAAGAUUGGUGCAGGUUCUUUUGGCGAAAUUUAUUUAGGAACAAAUAUUAUGAGUGGAGAAGAUAUUGCAGUCAAGUUAGAAAGUAUUCGUGCAGCUCAUCCUCAAUUAGAGUACGAAGCAAGAGUUUACAAGACGUUAGCAGGCGGUGUUGGUAUUCCUUUUGUUAGAUGGUAUGGAAGAGAAGGGGAUUUCAAUGUACUCGUUAUGGAUUUAUUGGGCCCUUCCAUGGAAGAUCUUUUCAAUUAUUGUAAGCGUCGCUUUUCGUUGAAGACCGUUUUAUUACUUGCGGAUCAAUUGUUGUCACGCGUUGAAUAUGUUCAUUCAAAGGGUUUCAUUCAUCGAGAUAUCAAACCUGAUAACUUUUUAAUGGGUAUCGGUAAACGUGGAAACCAAGUCAAUAUGAUCGAUUUCGGUUUAGCAAAGAGAUUUAGAGACCCAAAGAGCAAUGUACAUAUACCCUACAGAGAGAAUAAGAAUUUAACGGGUACUCCACGUUAUGCAAGUGUCAAUACUCACUUGGGAAUAGAACAAUCACGGCGCGAUGAUCUCGAAUCACUUGGGUAUAUCCUAGUGUAUUUCUGCAGAGGUCAAUUACCCUGGCAAGGAAUUAGAGCAAGAACCAAGAAAGAAAAAUAUGAUAAGAUUAUGGAAAAAAAGAUGACUACACCUGCAGACGCAUUAUGUCGUGGUUUGCAUCAGGAGUUCGCAAUAUACCUUAAUUAUGUCAGAUCUCUUCGCUUUGACGAUAAACCUGAUUAUUCUUACCUCCGUAAAUUAUUCCGAGACCUGUUUGUCCGUGAAGGAUUCCAAUAUGACUAUGUAUUCGAUUGGACUAUUCGUAAAUUGCAGGAAAAAAAGGCUGCUUACCAAAAUCCUGAAUUGAAUCCUGUCCAUUCAUAUAUUCCUGGCUCUGCUCCAUUUGAAGCAGGUCCUAGACGUUUAGCAACUGGCGCACCACUCCCGUCAGCAAAUCUUAGAGCUCCUUAUCGCUCAGAAACCAAAUCACCUGAAACCUCGAAGCGUUUAGAUGAUGUGAUGCUCCAAUACCAACAACAGCAAAAAAUGCUGCAACAUAAACCUGCUUAUUUUACCAACCAACCCACCAUAACUACCAACCAAGUACAACAGCAGCAGGUACAACAACAACAAGUGCAACAACAGCAGUUGACUUCGCCUACAUCGUACCAAGAUCCAUAUGCGUCCCAUUUAGGCUACACUGGCACUGGAGGAGGUAGAAUGUUGCAACAACAACAACAGUUAGGCGCUAAGUAUGAAAGAAAAAGAGUUUUGGCUGAUGAAGCCAACCCUAUUGAACCAAGCAUUGCUGAUCCUCUUUUUUCUGUCAAAAGAACACAUUUCCAUGCUCCCACGGGUUCUUCCAGUAGUAGACAACAACAAUACUUGAAUAAUCCCAAUACUUCAUUCCAUCCUGAUACCACCUCGCCCUCUUAUCUUCCUGAUAGUAAUGAUAAUAAUAAUCAAAAUCAAAAUACUAACAAUAGUAACAUGGCAAUGAUGGAUGAACGUGAGUACCCUAGACAAUAAAGCAAGGUUAUCUCAUUAAUCACUAUCAACUAGAAGGCUUUCUUUAAAUUAUAAUUAUACGUUAAAUCACAAAUUAUCAAUUUGGGAAUAGGUUUUUUAUUAUUAUUAUUUUUAUUAUUAUUGUUCUUAUUACAGGUUCUAAUAUAUGGGUUACCCUAUCGACCGAUUUUUCAUUACAUUUGCAGCAAAAACUCAUAUAUACACUCUCAACUACACCUCAAAUGAACCCUUUCCCCCCUCCCAAAAAAAAAGUCAUCAAUCAUAUACAAUAUAACCCCUCUCUUUAUCUUUUUUUUUUCCUAUUACCAAACAACUUCGUCUUGCUCCCUUCUAUUAUACACUACAUAAAUAUUCUAAAUACAAUGAUGAUGAAAUUCUUCUACGCUUAUCUGUGUGACGCGAC
Molecule: messenger RNA, 2092 nt
Organism: Mucor mucedo
Lineage: Eukaryota; Fungi; Mucoromycota; Mucoromycetes; Mucorales; Mucoraceae
Product: kinase-like domain-containing protein
Exons: 9
Coding region: 91-1689 (532 amino acids)
Biological process (GO): peptidyl-serine phosphorylation; endocytosis; signal transduction
Cellular component (GO): cytoplasm; nucleus
Molecular function (GO): protein serine/threonine kinase activity; ATP binding
Source: RefSeq, a predicted model, not a curated record